AUGCUUCCUGCGUCGACCAAGGCCGUGGGGAGCAAGGUGCGCUGGAAGAUUGCAGUGCGCAGCCUGCAGGCGAACGCCGAGGCCGCUGGACAGGAAGGGAGAGAGGAUGAACAGGCUGCGUUGGGGUGCAUCACGCACCUCCGAGCCUUCCUGAUUGUUUGGUGCCUCAUCCAAGGAUGGUGUCUUCUCGGUGCCGCCACGUUUGCCGCCUGCGAACAGCCGCACGCCGAACUGCAGCUGCAGAGACGAGCGAUUAAGCAGGGGAGGUUUGAGGCCAUUGUCGCCCGUUACGGCCUCAACGACACUGUCGUGGAUGAUCUUAGGGAAUGGUUUCAGGACUUUGAAGACCUGGGCGGCGGUUGGACGCCGAACACCUGGGACUUCUACAACUCUUACCUCUUCUGCUUGACCAUCACCGCGUUCAAUGGACUGUGGUACUUCGAGCCCGCCACUUCAGGUGGCAAACUUGCGCUCGUCCUGUGGGGGGCGCCCGCCCUCGUAAUUGGCGUCAUGGGCGGCAUGGUCAUGGCCCGGGUCCUUUACCUCGCCUUGUUUAAUCAUCUCCGCGUGUGGUCGUGCUUCACCCCGGUCGGCUCAAUGUGGGAACGCGCAAGGCUUUGCGAGGCCUCGUUUAGCAAGUGGCGAGACCAGGUUCACUUCACGUGCAAGUAUCUGCUACUCAUUCUGCUGCUCAUUCUGACCAUCCACGUGCCGUUGACAUUUUACCUCAUCGACAACGCUGUGGAGAAUGACAAGGACCCCGGCGACGACUUCAAGAGAAACUCGCUUGGCGAAAAUCUCUACUUUUCGUUCCAGUGGGUGACGACGAUCGGAGUCGGCGAGUUCCGUCUUGACGCAAUCUUUGGGAGCACGCGCCUUGCGAGCGUGUUGGUAGUCCAGGUUCUGAUCCUCGUGCUCUGGGUCGCUCUCGGCUCCGCCUUCCGACUCUUCGAUUUCAUGGGCGAGAAGGGCGCGUUGCUGCUGGGCCUGUCUCACAUUGUGGGAGCAGAUGAGGAGGAGGAGACAGAGGUCGGCCUCCAUGAAGAGGAUUUUAGUCCCAAGAGGCCAGCUGGGGAGGAAGGCAGGUCAAAGGCGCGCUGGGAGGGCGUGAGAGGGCUCGUGGACAGUGCAUCACCACGUUAG
This is a messenger RNA of Emiliania huxleyi CCMP1516, 1143 nucleotides long. RefSeq lists its product as hypothetical. Gene Ontology annotation, molecular function: potassium ion leak channel activity. Gene Ontology annotation, cellular component: membrane. Gene Ontology annotation, biological process: potassium ion transmembrane transport; stabilization of membrane potential. The transcript has a single exon. The coding region runs from base 1 to 1143 and encodes 380 amino acids. The record is from RefSeq and is a predicted model, not a curated record. Lineage: Eukaryota; Haptophyta; Isochrysidales; Noelaerhabdaceae.